GGAAGGAAAUUCCCAAACCAAAGAGGCUCCGGCACUGCAGGCAGCAUCAGCCAUGGUCGCGGCCGCCACCACCUCCACCUCUGCCUCCCACUCCGACUGAAAACCCUAGCCAACCCUAGCAGGAUGGCGUUCGCGCCGCCGCGCCUCCUGCCCCUCCCCGCGCCGGCGCCCGCCCGCUGCGCCGUCUCCGCGCGCCACCACGGGGGCCGCACGGCCCCGGAGCUCUCGGGCCCCACCCCGCGGGUCGUCGUCGUCACGUCCGGCAAGGGCGGCGUCGGCAAGACCACCACAACAGCCAACCUCGCCGCCUCCCUCGCGCGCCUCUCCCUCCCCGCCGUCGCCGUCGACGCCGACGCCGGCCUGCGCAACCUCGACCUCCUGCUCGGCCUCGAGAACCGCGUCCACCUCACCGCAGCCGACGUCCUCGCCGGGGACUGCCGCCUCGACCAGGCGCUCGUCCGACACCGCGCGCUCCAGGACCUCCACCUCCUCUGCCUCUCCAAGCCCCGGUCCAAGCUGCCCCUCGCCUUCGGAUCCAAGACCCUCACCUGGGUCGCCGACGCGCUACGACGCGCGCCCAACCCGCCCGCAUUCAUCCUCAUCGACUGCCCCGCAGGUGUUGAUGCCGGGUUUGUCACUGCCAUUGCCCCUGCGGAAGAAGCAGUGCUGGUGACUACCCCUGACAUUACAGCUCUCCGUGAUGCUGACCGUGUCGCGGGGCUGUUGGAAUGCGACGGCAUUAAAGACAUCAAGAUCAUUGUGAACCGAGUGCGACCAGACCUGGUGAAGGGGGAGGACAUGAUGUCAGCGCUUGAUGUGCAAGAAAUGCUCGGGUUGCCCUUGCUAGGUGUGGUGCCAGAGGACACGGAGGUCAUCCGAAGCACAAAUAGGGGUGUGCCGUUGGUUCUCAACGACCCGCCUACACCAGCUGGCCUUGCUCUGGAGCAGGCCACCUGGCGAUUGGUAGAAAGAGAUGCGAUGACAGCAGUCAUGGUUGAGGAGCAGGAGAGACCCAAGAAGAAAGGUGGCUUCUUUUCAUUCUUCAAGUAGGUGAGCAUUGAGUUCAACUGUGGAGUUUAUUUAGGCUGUAGAUGCUGUACAGGCUCGCAAUCUGGAGUUUACAGAUUGUUUUUUAUUUGCUUCAUUCUAGGGUAGAAUGAUUCAUAGUUCACGCUUGAGUAGAAGAAACGUGCAUGUAAUUUUGGCUGCUUCAAUUGUUGGAAUUUGGUUCCGAGUGACAUCAAGAAAAACUAAACUUGCUUGUUGCCGUUCUAGUGAUGAUAUAAAUGUUCUCUGUGUUCCUUGUAAUUUUA
Setaria italica (foxtail millet) is the source of this 1313-nucleotide messenger RNA. Its product is annotated as putative septum site-determining protein minD homolog, chloroplastic. Lineage: Eukaryota; Viridiplantae; Streptophyta; Magnoliopsida; Poales; Poaceae. The transcript is spliced from 2 exons. The coding region runs from base 124 to 1050 and encodes 308 amino acids. Gene Ontology annotation, molecular function: ATP hydrolysis activity; ATP binding. Gene Ontology annotation, biological process: negative regulation of cell division. Gene Ontology annotation, cellular component: cytoplasmic side of plasma membrane; cytosol. The record is from RefSeq and is a predicted model, not a curated record.